AUGCUGCGAGCUCAGGUCUCGCACCCAUACCCGGUGCCAGCUAUGGCCGCCGCAAUCCCAAAAUCCGCCCCUCCACCGCGACUCGUCCCCGCCCUCGUCUUCGGCGCAGCUGGCUCGUUAGUAGUCUACUACGUCCAGCGCCAGCUGCGCCGCACAUCCGGAGACUUUGACCGCGCCUUUGCACAGUACAACACGCCCGAGAGCGAAGCGUCACGGGCGCGGGCAUUUGCUGGCGCCGUCGAGGAUCCUCGGACGAGUUUCUUCAAUGCGCUCGGAUGGCGGCGCUGA
Molecule: messenger RNA, 288 nt
Organism: Microdochium trichocladiopsis
Lineage: Eukaryota; Fungi; Ascomycota; Sordariomycetes; Xylariales; Microdochiaceae
Exons: 2
Coding region: 1-288 (95 amino acids)
Source: RefSeq, a predicted model, not a curated record